AUGGCAAAAUCUGGAGAAGCCCACAGUCACGACCUCUACCAGCAAAUCCUGGACCAGAAUCGGCAGAUGGCGGAACAAAACGCUCGGAUGAUGCAGAUGAUGGAACGUUUCGGCAUUGAAGAAAACGGUUCCCAUCGGCCCACACACAAUCCGGAAUUCAUCAUUGAAUCUCUGGCUUCCAACAUCCGGGAGAUCGUGUACGACCCGGACAAUGGUCUCGUUUUCGACCGUUGGUACCGGAAGUACGAAGACCUCUUCCUGAAGGACGGCGCAAAAUUGGACGAUGCUGCGAAAGUGCGAUUGUUGCUGCGGAGUCUCAGCGUGCUUGUCCACGACAAGUACGUCAAUUUCAUGUUGCCAAGCUACCCCCGUGACUACACAUUUGAUGAGACGGUGAAGAAACUGAAGGAGUUUUUCGGUGUACGGAUCUCGUUGUUCAGCAAGCGCUACCUGUGUUUCCAGUUGACCAAGAACGACACCGACGAUUUCCUGACGUACGCUGGAACGGUCAACAGGUGCUGCGAAGAUUUCGACCUCAACAACAUCACGGCGGAUCAAUUCAAGAGCCUGAUUUUCAUCUGCGGGUUACGAUCUUCCAAGGACGCUGACAUCCGGACAAGACUCCUUUCCAAGCUCGAGGGAAGUGUGGAAGGCGAAUACACUCUGGAAUCACUCAUCACCGAGUGCCAACGCCUCCAAGACCUCAAAUACUACACUGCCUUGGUGGAGCAGAAGAAAUCGGUGAGUACAAUUUGUGCUGUCAAGCAGCGCAAAUCCGCACCGCCCAGACCUGGAUCCAAGGACAGGAAGACGACAAAAGCUGAUUAUCCUAAGACGCCCUGCUGGCAGUGUGGCGGAAUGCACUACGUCCGCGACUGCAGCUACACGAAGCACGUAGCUGGUACUCAUCGAAGGCUGCAGUUCCUGACAGUGGACAUCGACGGAUCACAAGUCACCCUGCAGCUGGACACCGCGUCGGACAUCACGAUCAUCUCGAAGAAGCACCCAAUCAACCUGUUCGGUCUGGACUUGAUCGACCUAUUCGGUCUAUGGGACACCCCGUUAUCAACGAUUUGCAACCAGGUCCACGUUGCUGCUCCAACCGAUCAGAUUCAACGGUACAAAGCCGCGUUUCCUGAUGUAUUCAAGCCCGGCCACGGACACUGCAAGAAGAUGAAGUCCCUGGACAUCAUCAAGCCAGUGGAAUAUUCGCCAUGGGCUGCUCCAAUUGUCGCAGUGAAGGAACCCGGAGGAAAAGUGCGAAUCUGUGCCGACUAUUCAAACGGACUCAACGCUGCCUUGGAACCCAACCACUACCCGCUGCCGGUCCCGGAUGACAUCUUUAGCAAGCUCAACGGUUGCUGCUAUUUCAGCAUCAUUGAUCUCAGUGAUGCUUACCUUCAAGUGGAAGUUGACGACGACUCCAAGCAACUCCUCACAAUCAACACGCAUCGAGGUCUCUUUCGCUUCAACCGGCUCGCACCUGGUGUGAAAUCCGCACUGGGGGCCUUCCAGCAGCUAAUGAACAGCAUGAUUGCCGACCUCGAAGGAGUGGAAUCGUUCUUGGAUGACGUCCUGGUGUUCAGCUCGAGUACCUCAUCGCUCUAUUCCAACGACUUCAAGCAUUUGAUCAAAUACCUCGCCCACAUCGUAGAUGCCGAAGGACUCCAUCCUGAUCCGUCCAAGGUGGAAGCAAUCGUCAAGAUGCCACCUCCCAAGGAUGUCACGGGUCUGCGCUCGUUCCUCGGUGCUGUAAAUUUCUAUGGCAAGAAGACGGUCGGCAGACCGACACCGAACGCCGGAAGGGACCGGCGGAUGGCAGGACCGAGGGCCUGA
Messenger RNA from Aedes albopictus (Asian tiger mosquito), 1836 nucleotides. RefSeq lists its product as uncharacterized. The transcript is spliced from 6 exons. The coding region runs from base 1 to 1836 and encodes 611 amino acids. NCBI's taxonomy places the organism in Eukaryota, Metazoa, Arthropoda, Insecta, Diptera, Culicidae. The record is from RefSeq and is a predicted model, not a curated record.